This is a messenger RNA of Leptidea sinapis, 615 nucleotides long. RefSeq lists its product as uncharacterized. Lineage: Eukaryota; Metazoa; Arthropoda; Insecta; Lepidoptera; Pieridae. The coding region runs from base 172 to 585 and encodes 137 amino acids. The record is from RefSeq and is a predicted model, not a curated record. The transcript has 5 exons.
UUGCGCAUGUAUGUAGCUCUCGUGUUCCAUUUUGCAUAUUUUUGGAAUUGAAAUCGAAGUGUAAGUGCGUCGAGUCAAGCCUUGUGUUCCUCCGCCUUCCUGUUGCGAAUUCACUCCAAAAAUCUCCUUAUUCUGUGAAUUUUGUGUCUAUUUUUUGUGAACUUUGGUGUAAUGCCGAGACGUUGUGCUUUCGGUUGUGCGCUCCGUGGACAACUACAGAGUCAAGUAAUCUUAGGACAAGCUUCAUCCACACAACAUUUACUGCCUACAAUAAUACAGCAAGACUGUUCAGAGCCAUAUGUGAGCAACUUUAUUUUAGAAAAAGCAUCAACUUCAACAACAUUCCAACCUGUGGCUGCAGAUGCAUCUCAACAAUUUACUUCAGCAAGAUGCUUGAUGCUGGUACAUAAUUAUAGUUUUAUUAGCAAGCCUAAAGGAACAGCUGGAAAAGAUCUAAUGGCACAGUGCACAAAGAUCAAGCAUCUUCAAGCAGAAAUAUCGCGCUUGCGAAAAAAAGGACAAUCUUUCAAAGCAAUGUUAAAAGGUGGUGCAGAUCGAUCAAUCGAAUUUUGUCCGGAAAAUUAACAUAUGUCGGUGAAGACGAAACAAAAACAG